GUUCCUUCAGUAGCUUUCCAAUCACGGCGAGUGUUGUUGACAAGUCGGUCCCCUAUACAGUCAUGGCAGCCUCCGGUGAGGAGUUUGGUGUUGACUUGAAAGGUUGUCUGGAAAUACUGUCAACAUGCUGAACCUGACGAUAAAGCGACUGUCACAGGCCUUCAGGGAGGGAAGACUCUCUCCAACAGAGGUUUGCAGAAGCUGUCUGAAUCGCAUUAAAAAAACCCAACAUCUCAACGCUUACAUCAGCGUAACGGAGGAGUUGGCACUAAAGCAGGCUCAGGAAGCAGAAACCAGACUGUCACAAGGUGCCCCCAAGGGUCCUCUGGAUGGAAUCCCUUUUGCAGUCAAGGACAACUUCUGCACAAAGAAUAUUAGGACCACAUGUGCUUCCAGGAUGCUCAAAGACUAUAUUCCACCAUACAGUGCUACGGUGGUCCAGAAACUCCUAGAUCAAGGGGCUGUUCUUAUGGGAAAGACCAACAUGGAUGAGUUUGCUAUGGGUAGUGGAAGUACUGAUGGGUUUUACGGUCCAGUAAGGAACCCCUGGAGCUACACUGCCCCAUACAGAGAGCAGUCAAGUGCAGCGCCAGACUCUGACUGGGUCAUCUCUGGAGGAAGCUCUGGAGGAAGUGCUGCAGCUGUGGCCUCUCUCACCAGCUACCUGGCUUUGGGUUCAGACACAGGUGGUUCCACUCGUAACCCAGGAGCGCUGUGUGGCCUUGUGGCCUUGAAACCAACUUACGGCCUACUGUCCAGACAUGGUCUAAUCCCUCUGGUCAACUCCAUGGAUGUGCCCGGCAUUUUGACUCGCAGUGUUAGCGAUACCGCUAUUGUCUUAGGUAUUCUUCAAGACCUCGAUGUUCAAGACUCAACAACAAUUCCUGCCCCUGCCUCUUUGGCAGAUUUACCAGUAGACUUCAAUGUCAAGAACCUCUGUGUUGGCAUCCCCAAGGAGUACCACGCCCCAGGAUUGUCUGAGGAGGUACUAGCUCAGUGGAGUCAUGUUGCUGACAUGUUUGAGAGAUCAGGGGCAAGGGUGGAGCAAGUAUCUCUCCCACACACCCAGUACUCCAUUGUAUGCUACCAUGUGCUGUGCUGCGCUGAAGUGGCAUCUAACAUGGCUCGCUUCGAUGGCCUUGAAUAUGGUCACCGGAGUGAGGUGGACAGCUCAACAGAAGCAAUGUACGGCUCGACCCGACAUGAGGGCUUUAAUGACGUAGUGAGAGGGAGAAUUCUGUCUGGGAACUACUUCCUGCUCAAACAGAACUACCACCACUACUUUGUGAAAGCCCAAAAAGUCCGCCGGCUCAUAGCAAACGAUUUUAAGGUGGUGUUCGACUCUGGUGUCGAUGUGCUGCUGACACCCACCACCCUGACAGAUGCAUCCCCUUACUCCGACUUCACACAGGAAGACAACAGAACACGCAGCGCACAGGAAGACGUCUUUACCCAACCUGUGAAUGUUGCAGGUCUACCUGCUGUCUCUAUGCCUACCGCACUAUCAAGACAAGGCCUUCCUAUUGGCUUACAGCUCAUAGGCCCAGCCCUCCAAGACAGGAAGCUGCUCAGUGUUGCACAGUGGAUCGAGCAGCGCGUGGGGUUUCCCUCCAUCAGUGACUAUGUAGAGUUUAGUGAGAGCAGAACCAGAAGAGAGCAGAUUUCAACUGUAUGGUGAUAUGAAACAACUGCUAAAGUCACACCUUGCAGACACAUAUUGAACUUGAACAUGACCAACUAGCGUUUUGGUUUUUGCUGAGGUUGGUCAGUGAUUUGACCCCCUGAUGACAUAGAACCUGCACUUAGACAUAUGGCAUUUAAAUGUUCACAUGCUGCUGUGGUUUAUGCCUAAAGGCACCGUUAAUGAUUUUAACUUCUUCACUAUUCACUUUCUGCAAAAAUACAAUGUUAAAAAAGCAA
Molecule: messenger RNA, 1920 nt
Organism: Betta splendens (Siamese fighting fish)
Lineage: Eukaryota; Metazoa; Chordata; Actinopteri; Anabantiformes; Osphronemidae
Gene: qrsl1
Product: glutaminyl-tRNA amidotransferase subunit QRSL1
Exons: 11
Coding region: 125-1678 (517 amino acids)
Biological process (GO): mitochondrial translation; glutaminyl-tRNAGln biosynthesis via transamidation
Cellular component (GO): glutamyl-tRNA(Gln) amidotransferase complex; mitochondrion
Molecular function (GO): glutaminyl-tRNA synthase (glutamine-hydrolyzing) activity
Source: RefSeq, a predicted model, not a curated record